Molecule: messenger RNA, 5387 nt
Organism: Mus pahari (shrew mouse)
Lineage: Eukaryota; Metazoa; Chordata; Mammalia; Rodentia; Muridae
Gene: Stil
Product: STIL centriolar assembly protein
Exons: 18
Coding region: 1722-4199 (825 amino acids)
Biological process (GO): centrosome duplication; smoothened signaling pathway; mitotic spindle organization
Cellular component (GO): centrosome; centriole
Source: RefSeq, a predicted model, not a curated record
GGCGCGCCCUUUGGUUUCCUCCAGCGGGCGCUUGCCGCCUCGGUUCCCGCGACCCCAACGUCCUAGAGGCGGGGCCGCAGUCAUCUGAGAAGCUACCUGGAUCCUGCCUCUGCGUGCCUAACAAACGGGCCCAACAACCAAACCCUAGCUUGGCGGCGGCCGUGACAACAGCGACGGUGGAUCUUCGAGCUUCGGAUUCCCCGAGACGCCCUCCGGGCCCGGGAAGCCCGGUACUGAGGAUUACAAAUUGAAUAAAUCACUCACCAAAUACAGAGCCUGUAGUUCCUUCAGCCUGUAAUUCCAGAUGAAUACCAGGUUUCCUUCAAGCAAAAUGGUACCUUUCCAUUUUCCCCCAUCAAAAUUGGCACUUUGGAACCCAAUGCCAAUUGGAGAGUGCAUCUACUUACAUCUCAGUUACUACAGAAAGCCAAAGCUUAUGGUAACUGAAAAGGCCAUCCGACUUGCUUAUCGUCAUGCUAAGCAGAAUAAAAAAAAUGUGCCAUGCUUCUUACUUGGUUCUCUCACAGUGGAUGAAGAUGAAGAAGGUGUGACAUUAACCAUAGAUCGCUUUGAUCCUGGUCGAGAAAUAUCUGAAUGCUUAGAAAGAACCCCUACUGCUUCUCUUCCUGGAGAUUUUCUGAUUCCCUGCAGAGUUCAUACUCAAGGACUUGGUUCAAGAGAUGUGAUAGUUCAUAAUGCAGAUGACUUCAGUUCAGCUUUAAAGGCUUUACAAUACCAUGUGUGUAGCAAAGAUUUCUUGGACUGUGGAAAGCUGCUUUGCUUACGAGCCCAAAUCACCCCCAGGGAGAGUUUGGAUGGUGUGGAUUUUAACUUGCAAUGGACAGCAGUAACUCUAGCAAAUUCUUUCAAGUGUGUACCUGUGAAGCCUAUCCCCAUUAUUCCUACAGCACUUGCAAGAAACUUAAGUAGUAAUCUGAAUAUUUCUCAAGUUCAGGGAACCUAUAAACAUGGAUAUAUUACUAUGGAUGAAACACGCAAAUUGUUACUUUUGCUGGAAUCAGAUCCCAAGGUUUAUUCUCUACCAUUAGUGGGAAUCUGGCUGACUGGAAUUAUACAUAUCUAUAGCCCUCAGGUAUGGGCUUGCUGCUUGAGAUACAUAUUCAGUUCUUCUAUUCAGGAAAGGGUUUUUUCAGAAUCUGGGAAUUUCAUCAUAGUUCUUUAUUCAUUGACACAUAAGGAACCUGAGUUUUAUGAAUGCCUUCCUUGUGACAGUAGGACGUCCGACCUUCAGUUUCAGUUACUAACCAACAAGGAGACUUUGCAUCUUUUCAAUAACGUUGAACUUUCUGGCAAAAACCCAAUCCACUUCGAACUCAGUGCUGAGAGUCAAGAUGCCGAAGCCGAGGCAGAGGUUCUUAGCAAGAUUUCUAAGACUCUUUCAGUUAAGAGGGCUAUAAGCUGGGAUCUGAAUGUUCAAAACUUAAGCCUACAGAGUACAUUGAAGAUUCAAACCAUUGCAGGGUGCAUAUCUGUCACACUGUAAUAUACAUUUCCAAUCCUUCCAAAAAUUAUCUCCUGGGAAAAUACCAAUAAAUAAGCAUGACACUGACCUUGAAGAUGAAGACUUUUCUCCAAGACCGAUUCCCAGUCCUCACCCAGUGAGUCAGAAGAUUUCUAAGAUCCAGCCGUCUGUUCCUGAACUAUCGCUUGUGUUAGACAACAACUUCCCAGAAUCAAGUAACCACUCCAACCCUUUGGAAAUGAUGACUGUGGAGAGUCCUUUGAUGAUUAAGCCAUCGCAGCCUGAGCUUUGUGAUGCCAAACACAGCUCAGAAGCUACCACUGGGGAGCCUUUCCUGAGGGGACCAACAAAUCAGUUAAGUCAGGACACUGCUUUAAGACAGUGCAGAGGGAAGCAGUCAUCUACCUGUAAGAAAGAGAGUCUCCAGUUCAGGAACACUAAUGCUAAACCAUCUCUCAAUGUGCCAUCCCCUGAUGUAGCUGAGAAACUUCAAGCAGUUUCUGCUGGGAGCAUGCAACAGGAAGACUACCCUGUGAGACCUUCCACACUGGACUCUAGGCAGCCCUCUCUUGCUCCACAAGCCCACCCACACAAUCUUGUGUUUUCACCUCAUAAUUCAACAAGACCAAUGGAGCUUCAAGUGCCCACUCCUUCAAUACCAUCCUACUAUCCUACAAACGUCUGCAGCUGUUGUCAGCAUCAUGGCCAUAUUCAGUACAGUACAAUAAAUUCUUGGCAGGGAAAUGCAGUAGGGUCUGUUCAAGACCUGCGAUCUGAAUCCCUUCCAAAACAUGCAUUCUUUCACUCAAGUGGAUGCCCAUCUCUAUGUCCUAAUGCCAUCUACUCGUCAAGUAGCCCUGUUACCAUGAAGCAAGGAGGCAUGGGUACCUAUUCUCCCCACAGCAAUGGAGAACUGUCCCCUGUGGCAGGACCUUCACAUGUGGACUCGUGUGUGCCACAUCCCUGUGCCAUGUGCAUACACACACCCAGUACAGCAGCAGACAAUGGCAUGAUGGGACUGUCUCCUGAUGCAUAUCGUUUUGUCACAGAGCAAGACAGGCAGCUGAGACUACUUCAGGCACAGAUUCAGCGCUUAUUAGAAGCACAGUCUCUAGAUCCUGGCUCCCGUAAGACAGUAGCCACUGUGGAAGACACUGUGAAAGCAGCAAGACAAAUGGAGCUGGUUUCCAUGGAAGCACAGUCUUCACCUGGCUUGCACAUGAGAAAAAGUGUAAGCAUUGCUGUGAGCACAGGUGCCAGCUUGUUUUGGAAUGCAGCAGGUGAUGACCAAGAGCCUGACUCACAGCCGAAGCAAGAUGAUACCAAGAUUUCCAGUGAAGACAUGAAUUUUUCUGUAGAUAUUAAUAAUGAAGCAACAAGUCUUCCUGGUAGUGCAUCUUCCUUAAAAGCAGUUGACAUUCCUAGUUUUGAAGAAAGCAACCUUGCUGUGGAAGAAUUUAAUCAGCCACUUCCCGAAUCCAACAGCUCUUCAAAGCAGACCAAAGAACCUGGUGUUCCUGUGUUCUUCCCAAAUGCAUUGCUGGCUGAAAGUGUGAGCAUGUGCUUACAGACUGCGCCAACAGAGGGAGCCAGUAACAGCACUGAAUCACCACAGGGAACAAAAGAUGAGCCUUAUGGGCCAUCAGAUAACCAGAAAAUUUACCAGGACUUGUUGGGUCAAGUGAACCACCUACUAAGUAACGCCUCCCAAGAAACCGAUGAACCACCUACCAAAGCAGUAGCUAUCAACCAUGAAUGCACCAAGACCCCAAAUACUCACCAUGCAAGGAAAAAAAGACACAAUUCAGGACUGGUAGACAAAGAUUGUGUUCUCAGUGCAACUAUUAAGCAGCUAAGGAGCCUAGGAGUGAAAAUCGACUCUCCCACUAAAGUGAAGAAAAGUGAACAGAAAGUGGAUCAUGCCAGUGUUUUGGCCAGCAUCAGCCCGGAAGCAGUGAUCUCUGGCUUAAACUACGUGUCGUUUGGUAAUGUUGGCAUGAGCAGCCUAAGCCCCACGGGUGUGGACCUAAGCAUGGAGGCCGAUGCCAUUGCUCUGAAGUACUUGAGUGAGAACCAGCUGUCACAGCUGUCUCUUGCUCGAUCAAACCAGAAUAACGGUGACUCCUCUGUCGGCCUUCUACAUAUUAAUUCAGACAGAAGCACAGUGGGGCUUAGUUUAGUUUCACCAAGCAACAUGUCAUUUGCAACGAAAAAAUACAUGAAGAGGUACGGACUCUUACAAAGCAGUGACAAUAGUGAGGAUGAAGAGGAGCCUGCCAGCCACUCAGAUAGUGAGAGCGACCAUGUGUUGAACAGAAACCCAGCAUGCAGACCGGCGCAAUGUGGUCAUGAGAAAGAGCCUUCCCGGAAUGCCCUCGAAAAAGCUCCGUGCUCUGACUGUGGCUCUGAGGACACACGCACAGAUGUGCCAGUACUGAGAAAUAUCACAAAUCAAGCUAUGCAGCCUAGAGCAACAGAGCACUUGAAUGAAGACUCUGCUAUUUCAUUAGGGAAUCUUAAGCCAAACCUGGCAGUGAACCUCCGAACUGGAAAAGCCGAGUUUACCCAUCAUCCCGAGAAGGAAAAUGAAAGAGACAUUGCAGUUUUUCCUGGAACCUUGCCGUCUCCUGAGACUUUAAAACAAAUGAAUAGCAUGAAUUCUGUGGGCACCUUCUUAGAUGUAAAGCGUCUCCGACAGUUACCUAAGUUAUUUUAACUCUUAAUUUCUCUUUUGUGGUGUGAGGACUAGGUGUGUGUUGAUGGCACUUAAGGAAUCCAGACCUUUGGGAUUAAGACAGGGUUUCUCUGUGUAGCCCUGGCUGUCCUGGAACUCAGUCCAUAGACUCGGGUAGCCUCGAACUCACAGAGAUCCACCUACCUCUGCCUUCCAGGUGCUAAGUAGGAUUAAAGGCUUGCAUCAUUGCCUGGUGGCCAUGACCUUUGGAAUUUCUAAUACCUUUUAGAGUCUUUUCCCUGUUAGUAGCUAACUAGCAUUGGUUGGGGGCUGGGGGGUGGUUGACCCAGUUGUGAGAUGGCUUGUAAGUGGGAAGGCUGGGUUCAUUCAGCAUCACUGAACCUAAAACAGAAUUGUAACUCUAAGAUCAGGUACCAAAGCUAGUCAAGUUCAAAUGUAUUCCCCUGAACCCCAGGACCUUGCAUUUGCUAAUGGGCUCCAUUACUGAGCCUGACCACUGAGCUAUAUCCUCAACUGUAGAUUUUUAAAAGAAGGUCUCAGGUCAAUCUGUAGCCUAAGCUGGCUUCAGAUUUAGAUUUCUGCCUUCUUCAUCUGGCUCAGGUAUGCACUUUACCCUGUGUCUCCCCAAAAUAGUUUUUUUUUACAUAAUCAUAGUUUGUUUCCAAACUAAGAAAUUACAUAGACAUAAUACUGAAUAGACAGCAGAACUUUUCAUUGCCUUGGGUUCUUAUUGGUGGGAUGAGGCAGUGCUGGGGUUGAACCCAGGGACCUCACACAAAGUGCUACAGCACUGAACUUUACACCUCAGUCCAUGAGGUGUUCUGUGUCCUCAUUGAUUCACAGUUUUUGUGUAUAGAUUCAUGAAAUUACAUCACAUAGCUUCCACUAACCUAAGACAUGUCCUCCCUCCAUCCUUGCCCUGAUAGCCCUACCAUCACCAGAAUGUAUUUAGCAUUUUACCUUUCAUUUGGAGUAAGACAGUACAUUUCAAAAUGUACUGUCUUACUCUAAAUAAUAUCCUGAGAUCUAUCCAAGUAUUGAGUGUGUUGGUAAUUCUUUUCUUAUUCUUUACUUCCACUCCCUCCAAGUUGUUUCAAAUUGUUGUUUCUAAAGAAAAAAAAAACCCUCAUUGACUUGAAAGAUUUAGGUUUCUGUUGAAGUUAAAAUGUGGUUGCCCUGUAUUAAAGCUUGUCUCAUAACUGAAAAAAA